This is a messenger RNA of Tachysurus fulvidraco (yellow catfish), 4297 nucleotides long. RefSeq names its product SH2 domain containing 3Ca (gene sh2d3ca). The record is from RefSeq and is a predicted model, not a curated record. The transcript is spliced from 9 exons. Lineage: Eukaryota; Metazoa; Chordata; Actinopteri; Siluriformes; Bagridae. Gene Ontology annotation, biological process: positive regulation of peptidyl-serine phosphorylation; small GTPase-mediated signal transduction. The coding region runs from base 207 to 1967 and encodes 586 amino acids. Gene Ontology annotation, molecular function: guanyl-nucleotide exchange factor activity.
GUGUGUGUGUGUGUGUGUGUGUUUAGUUCUCCAAGGAGAAGUACCUGUUGGAGUCUCCCCCGGAGAAGUUGAGGAAGGAGCUAGAGGAGGAACUGAAACUCAGCAGCAGCGACCUGAGGAGCCAUGGCUGGUACCAUGGCCGCAUCCCACAGGAGGUGUCAGAGACGUUGGUUCUGCGCAGCGGUGACUUUCUGGUGCGAGACUCGAUGUCCAACACGGGCGAUUACAUGAUCACGUGUCGCUGGCAGCAGGAGGUGCUGCACUGCUGCAUCAGUAAGGUUCUGGUGAAGAGCGGACAGACCAAGGUACAGUUCCUGCUGGAGGACGAGACCUUUGACUCGCUGCCCACUCUGAUCCAACACCACGCUGGUACCGGCCGGCCCGUGUGCCCGCGCUCCGGCGCUCAGCUGCUCUGCCCCGUCAACCGCACUCUGCCCCUUAGGUACCUGGAGGCCACGUUCGCCCUAGCCAGUGGGAGAACAGGGGCACCUUCACCGUCCACUCAGCGGGGGGCUCACAUCAAGAGACGCAGCGUCACCAUGACGGACGGCCUGACCACAGAGAAGAUCAUCCCACACAGUCCAUCCACAGUUCACCAUAAAGACGCUAUGAGGAACUGUGCACUCAGUAUGGAUCGGAUCCAGGAGAUGCGAUGUCCCCUGUCUCCUGUAGGAGAAGCUCCACUCUCACCUGCCUACACCUCAAUUUCCCGUCACAGACAUGGAUCAGGUGGUCGUGUCUUAGCUGUAAUUCCCCCUUCGCCGGUGAUGCGACGGUCCAGCGAGCCCCACCUCUCCCCCUCCUCCUCCUCCAAUAACAAUGUUUCAUGCACAGACACACCAGCUAGCGCUCACGGCUACCCUUCAGACGGCUCGGAAGGAGGGGGCAGUUACUGUGAGCUGAGGCCGGGGCAGCCCCCGACACCUCCGUCUAAAAGCUACGUGGAGAGGCUGAGGGUGGAGGAGGGCCGAGCGCCAGGCUCCGCCCCCACCAAUGAAGGAGAGAGCUCCAGCCUGCCUCUGGUGGAGAGCAGUUCAUGCUUCAGACCCGGGCAGUACCAAUCAGCCCUGCUUCCUGUAGAGAAUAAGCCCCUGGAGAUGGGGGUCCUGAAGAGGGUGAAGGAGCUGCUGGCUGAAGUCGACCCUAAAACAGCCGCCAAUCACAUCACCAAGGCCGACUGCACGGUUGCUAGGAUACUGGGUGUUACCAAGGAGAUGCAAAGGAUUAUGGGAGUGGGUUCAGGACUGGAGUUGCUGACUCUACCACAUGGCCAUCAGCUGAGACUGGACCUGCUGGAGAGGUUCUACACUAUGUCCAUCAUGAUGGCUGUGGACCUGCUGGGCUGUACGGGCAGCACGGAGGAACGAGCUGCUCUGCUCUACAAGACCAUCCAGCUGGCAGCCGAGCUCAAGAGCACCAUGGGAAAUAUGUUCGGGUUCGCUGCCAUCAUGAGAGCCCUCGAACUCCCGCAGAUCUCACGCUUGGACCAGACAUGGAUGACAUUGAGGCAGAGACACACGGAGGGAGCCAUCUUAUACGAGAAGAAGCUCAAACCCUUCAUGAAGAGUUUAAAUGAAGGCAAAGAGAGCUGCGUGCUGACCAAUACGACCUUCCCACACGUCGUGCCCGUGUUGUGCCUGUUAGAGAAGGGCGUGGCCGUGGGGGAGGGGUCGGACCCGUGGGAUACUUCAGAAUGGGGCGUGGACGUGGUCAUGAGCCAUCUAGAGGCAGCACGUAGCAUUGCUCACCAUGGAGGCCUGUACCGCACCAACACUGAGAGCAAACUACAAGACUUCCAGGAGAGAGAGGAAGUAUCUGAGAUGUUCUGUACAGAAUUCCAGAUGAGGCUGCUCUGGGGAAGCCGAGGGUCAGAGGGGAGUCAGAACGAACGCUACGAAAAGUUUGAUAAAGUCCUCACGGCUCUUUCACACAAGCUGGAGCCUCCUGUACGCCACAGCGAGCUUUAGCAUCACUCACACCCCCGCCUGGCACAGUGGAACUGUCCGAUUCCCUCUUCUGGGAGAGACCAUUACACAGACAGUGGGGAGUGAAGGAGGGAACGGAAAAGGCAACAAAUUAAUAAUAAUGAGAAUAAGGCACAAAGGGGGCGGGGCUUAUCCUGACGGGACGACGCCUCGUAUCGUUCGGAAAGCAGAACUGCGGCAGGGGUGGAGUUUGAUACCCUGAUACCAAAAUCCCUUUUCUGACUCGGGUGAUGUGAGAGAAACGUCUCUCGGUCUGCAUGAUCAUCACUCCAUCAUCCCGACACUCAGAGCGACGCCGCACUCCUUCACGCCGCUAACGUCUUCACAUGUUGCCAAAAUCUCAACAUCCACUUUUUCAUUUUUAUACAUUUUUAUGAUUGUUUUUGAUACCAUUAUGCGUUUAGUUUGUUUUCUGAAUACAAGGAGCAAUAUGUGGCAAGGACACAUGCUUACUGUAGAGAAUGCUGUGGAGAUGGUGGAGAUCACAGACUUACUAUGGGUGAGUGUGUAGGAUGAAGAAUCUCACCCUGGACCUCACCCUGGUUCCUGUUGGUGAUCUGCUGAAGAACGCAUCCUUGUUCCUGAUGGUGAAUGUGACAAAGAACCUGUAUAUAGAACCUGUAUUUUGUUGCAGAACUUUUUCUGGUUCUAGUUAAAGAGUUUAGGAGAUCUGAUGAAGACCUCAUCUUCAGUACUUCAUCCUAGUUACUGCUGACAAUCUCACAACAGGUCCUGUAGAAGAACUCACUUCAUUUCUAGUUGUUUACACCAUAUAUCCUGGUUUUCAUAAGGUUUCUGUUAAGGUUAUUGUGAGGACAUCGUCCCAGUUCCUGAUGGAGAUCACUCAAAGUGGUUUAUGUUAAAGAUCCAUAAAAAAAAAAAAAAAAAAAAGAUCUCACCCUCCUUUCUCUUAAAGAUCACACAGGAUCUUUACCCUGGUCAAUGUUUAAGCUUCAUCCCAGAUACCUUUUACAGUUUUCACCCCGGAACUAGUUAUAGGUCUUCUCUGAUCUUCUGUAUGGACUCCUCAUGAACACUGACACAGACGUGCUGCAUGUUGCUCCUUUUCUCCUCUCACGGCCUUAGAGCGAGUGAAGCCUGGAGAGAAACUGUGAAGAUUGUAAACCUGGUGUGUGUCAUUUUCUCCAUGUGUGUGUGUGUGUGUGUGUGUGUGUGUGUGUGUGGAGGAGGCCUUCAGGAUAAAGUCCAGUGUAAUAACUGGAUUGUGUAAAUUUUCUUUCUGUCCCAUUUUACGUAAUAAUUUAAUUUAUGUUUAUCAAUUGAGAAUUUUCUCAGCGCAUGUGCAGAACUGGAACCCUGAAAAAAAAGCAUUAAGCAAAAAAUAAUAAUUUAAAAAAAAACUAAAAAAAAAAAACCAGUAACAUCUGCUAAAGAACUGCUGUUCGCUCUCUAUAUUUUCCUUUAUUCUCCUUUAAAGCCACACCAACUCUUCAGGUUAAUCAGAUAUACCUCUUCAUCUUACUCUCUUUCUUCCUCCUCUUAUUAUUUUUAUUUUUUUUUCCUGACCUUAUAAUAAAUACAGACACGUUUGUUUUUUUAUUCCACGUAUUCUUGACUUCUUAAGAGCUCAAGAUCAACACUAUUAGUCAUCUGUUUUUCCAACAUUAUUAAAAAUACAAACACAUUGUAGAGGCUCUAUUUCAGGUAAUUUAUAUACACAUAUAAAGGCAAACUUUAAAAAAAAAAAAAAAAAAAAAAGCAAUUCACGGUGGAGGAUUGAGGAGCUCUGUGUGCAAUCCCACUCCCGGCCACAAGAGGGCUCUGUACAGCAAGCAAAUAAAUGACGAACGAUUUCUUUUUUUAAGAGCAGCAGACGCAUGACAAUUUGCACCAACAGUGAUUUAAAAAAUAAUAAUAAUAAAGCUUUAAUAAAUAAAUAAUACACAUUAAAUUCUUACGGAUGCUACAGUAGAAAUUACAGUGAAUUAAAAAUAACAAUAAUGUUUAAAGACAAUAAAAUAAAUAAUCAACAAGAUUAGAAAGUUCUUAUUUCAUAUUUUGAAAGUUUUUUUUUAUUGCUUUUUGAAAAUAAAUUUAAUUUUCAUCAUUUGCUAUCUACGGCUAUUCGUUUUUGGAGAUCAGGAUUGGAUUUAAUGGAAUAAACACACGCCUUGUCCUCGUUGGUGCAAAACUCAGUCAUUUUUACAGAAUUUUCCUGUUCAGGUUUGUUCAGGUUUCACUGAGAUGGUGUUAAUGUGGGUGUAAAUAAAGGAGGGACACUGAUGUGCUGUACAUAUAAGUAGGAGAUGUUUUUCAAGCUUUUUUCCAGGAAAUAAAAUACAGUAAGUUUG